AUGGAGCCCCCGGCCGUCCCCUCAGAGAGGAGCCUAUCUCUGUCUCUGCCCGGGCCCCGGGAUGGCCAGGCCACCCUGAAGCCGCCCCCCCAGCACCUGUGGCGGCAGCCGCGGACCCCCAUCCGUAUCCAGCAGCGCGGCUACUCGGACAGCGCGGAGCGCGCCGAGCCCGAGCGGCCGCCACACCGGCCCAUAGAGCGCGCCGACGCCGUGGACACCGGCGACCGGCCCGGCCUGCGCACGUCCCGCAUGUCCUGGCCCUCGUCCUUUCACGGCAGCGGCAGCGGCAGCGGCAGCGGCAGCGCGGGCGGAGGCAGCUGCAGGCGCUUGGAGGCGGAGAAUGGGCCGACGCCAUCGCCAGGCCGCAGCCCCCUGGACUCGCAGGCGAGCCCGGGCCUCGUGCUACACGCUGGGGCGGCCACCAGCCAGCGCCGAGAAUCCUUUCUUUACCGCUCAGACAGCGACUAUGACAUGUCACCCAAGACCAUGUCCCGGAACUCGUCGGUCACCAGCGAGGCGCACGCAGAGGACCUCAUCGUGACACCGUUCGCCCAGGUGCUGGCCAGUCUCCGGAGCGUUCGCAGCAACUUCUCCCUCCUGACCAAUGUGCCCAUUCCCAGCAACAAGCGGUCCCCGCUGGGCGGCCCAACCCCCGUCUGCAAGGCCACGCUAUCAGAAGAGACGUGUCAGCAGUUGGCCCGGGAGACGCUGGAGGAGCUCGACUGGUGUCUGGAGCAGCUGGAGACCAUGCAGACCUACCGCUCUGUCAGCGAGAUGGCGUCCCACAAGUUCAAGAGGAUGCUAAACCGUGAACUCACACACCUGUCAGAGAUGAGCAGGUCAGGAAACCAGGUCUCUGAGUACAUCUCCACCACAUUCCUAGACAAGCAGAAUGAAGUGGAGAUCCCAUCACCCGCAAUGAAGGAUCGAGAAAAACAGCAAGUGCCACGGCAGAGACCUUCCCAGCGGCCUCCGCCCCCUGGGCCACAGUUCCAGCCGAUGUCUCAGAUCACCGGGGUGAAGAAGCUGAUGCAUAGCAGCAGCCUGAACGAUUCCAGCAUCCCCCGCUUUGGGGUGAAGACCGAUCAAGAGGAACUCCUGGCCCAAGAAUUGGAAAAUCUGAACAAGUGGGGCCUGAACAUCUUUUGCGUGUCGGAUUAUGCGGGGGGCCGUUCCCUCAGCUGCAUCAUGUACACGAUAUUCCAGGAGCGGGACCUGCUGAAAAAGUUCCGCAUCCCGGUGGACACGAUGGUGACAUACAUGCUGACCCUGGAGGACCACUACCACCCCAGUGUGGCCUACCACAACAGCCUGCACGCGGCUGACGUGCUGCAGUCCACCCACGUGCUGCUGGCCACACCUGCGCUGGAUGCCGUGUUCACGGACCUGGAGAUUCUCGCCGCCCUCUUCGCAGCUUCCAUCCAUGAUGUGGACCACCCUGGUGUCUCCAACCAGUUCCUCAUCAACACCAAUUCUGAACUGGCGCUCAUGUACAAUGACGAGUCGGUGCUGGAGAAUCACCACCUGGCCGUGGGCUUCAAGCUGCUGCAGGAAGACAACUGCGACAUUUUCCAGAACCUCAGCAAGCGCCAGCGGCAAAGCCUGCGCAAGAUGGUCAUCGACAUGGUGCUGGCCACGGACAUGUCCAAGCACAUGACCCUCCUAGCUGACCUGAAGACCAUGGUGGAGACCAAGAAAGUGACCAGCUCGGGGGUCCUCUUGCUGGAUAACUAUGCCGACCGCAUCCAGGUCCUACGGAACAUGGUGCACUGUGCAGAUCUCAGCAACCCCACCAAGCCGCUGGAGCUGUACCGCCAAUGGACCGACCGCAUCAUGGCCGAGUUCUUCCAGCAGGGUGACCGUGAACGCGAGCGUGGCAUGGAGAUCAGCCCCAUGUGCGACAAGCACACGGCCUCAGUGGAGAAGUCUCAGGUGGGUUUCAUCGACUACAUUGUACACCCGCUGUGGGAGACGUGGGCUGACUUGGUUCACCCAGAUGCCCAAGAGAUCCUGGACACUUUGGAGGACAACCGGGACUGGUACUACAGCGCCAUUCGGCAGAGCCCAUCGCCACCACCCGAGGAGGAGCCUGGGGGACCAGGCCACCCCCCUCCACUGGAUAAGUUCCAGUUUGAGCUGACGCUGGAGGAGGAAGAAGAGGAGGAGGUGUCCACUGCCCCAGGUGCAACUGAAGUGCAGGAAUUGUCCACCGCCCAGGAUGUGUUCCCGGCUGAGGAACCAUUGGAGGUCGAUGGCCAGGACCAGUCUACGGAGGCGGAGGUAGAGGAAAUGUACUUGACCCAGCAAGCAGACUCAGCAGAUAGUGUGGCUAAGGGUCAGGACGCGUCCAUGCCCCCAGAUGCAUCUGUAGGCUGCAGCAGCCCCCCUGCCCUGUCUCCUGAGAGCCUCCUUCUGCCUGUCUUGAGGACCCCGCCCCCUCCAGAGGAGGACCCGGGCCUUCUGGGCCUCCCCUCCAUGGCGGCCGAGGUGGGGGCCCAAAAAGAGGAUCAGGCUGCCAAAAGGGCGUGCUGUGCCUGCACAGGAACAUCGGGCGAGGAUCCAUCCACACUCCCAGCUCCUGGAGGGUGGGGGUCAGCUGGAGGCCCUACCUGAGCCUCAGCCUCUACACCCCAUUGGCCUCCCUGCCUCCCGCCACCACCAUCACCCCCCCACCUCCUCCACUGCCUCAAAGACUCUUGGGCCUCCUGAGAAAAAAGAAAACAGAAAAGUGGGGUUUUUUCUCUUUUCUUUUUUUCCCCUUUCCCCCCACCCCCUCUCAUGGGGCCUCUUUUUGGAGGUGGGGGCUGGGGAACAAGGGGCUGAGGUCCCCGAAGGGAUUUUAUUUUUGGAAUUUUAAUUGUUACAUUUUUAGAAAAAAAAACAAAAAAAAACAAAAAAACCCAGGAUGAAACACAGCAACUGUAGAUGCUCCCGUUCCCAGCUCCCCUCGGCCAGCUCCAACCCCCUCCCCCAGCUCCCUCCUCCCCCCCCACCCCCGCUUCCCCCCUCCCCCACCCCCCAGGUUCCAGGCUCAGUCUUCCGGCCUCUUCGGGCUCUUCACCUGGUGUAGGGUCUCCCUCCAGACUUUUCUUCUGAAUUUGGGAGGGUCUCUAGAACCCAGCCAGGAAUAGCCAUUCUGGGCGGGGCCUCUGGGGGCGGGGAGGGGGCGCCCCAUUAGCUCUCUGCCGUCCCCCCCAGAAGUCUUCAGCCUCAUUUUGCACAAACCUGGCAAUACUGACUUGGGGGACGGGCAGGGGGGAGACGGGGAUUUUAAGGAUGCAGGGGUAGGGUGUUGGAGGGACAUUCACACCACCCACCUGGGGUCUGAGGUUUGAGGAGGGCGUGAUCCACCUCCCCCCUCCACCGGCCACCCCUUUCCCCUUUCAGUCUGGUUUCCGUUUGAAUUUUCUCCGUUUGCGGGGGUGGGGGAUGGCUUGGAGCCGCACCCCUCCUUCCAGCUGCUUCUCCUCUUGUUUCUGCCUUAAUGAUUCCCACGGCCAUAGGAGAGGGGGUUGCAGUGGCUCCCACCUGCACCUUGGGUGGAGUAAGGCCAGGCCCAGAGUCCCCAUCAUGGGCACAGCCCCCUCCCCAGCAUCCUCCUGUCCCCCUCCCCGACUCUUUGCCCUAGGAGGAAGCAAUAACGGUGUACACCCACGUCCCCUUUCUGGGCAGCCCUUCCCACCCUGGCAACCAAGGUCAUCUCUCCUUUGCCCGCACCUUGCCAAGCCUCCCCCUCUACCCCUAGCUCUUCCCCCAAGCAAUACGACAGACAGAUGCAAGGCCAUUUUUCUCCAAGCCAUGGGGGGGCUGUUUGGAAAGAAAGACCCCCUCUUCCCGUUCCGCUCUGCCCCUCAGCCUGGCUCUGCAGCUGGGCAGGACCGGCCUCUCUCUCUCAUUUCUCUCCCCUCCAGUUCGGAGCACACGGUACUGUAGCCCCCAGCUCCCCCCAGCCUUCCAUCUGUCUGUCCUUCCCUGUGGGGAGUACCACCCGCUCCCACCCCCACGAUGCUGUACAGGGUUCAUUUUUGUAGCGAAAGUAGUUUCAGACCCAGCUGGCCACCGGAGUGGGCCUUUUUUUUUUUUUGGUUUUCCUUCUUUCUUUGUUUAUUUUCUUUCUUUCUUUUUUUUUUUUUGUACAUACUGUAAGGUUGGUUUGUAAGUUAUUCUACAGAGGCAAAAAGGGAAAAUAAACUUGCCCUUCCCCCGCUGACUCAGGGGAAGGAGGGGUUGAGGGUCUCCCGAUGGGAGUCUCCAUUCCUGCUGUAUUAUACAAACUGUACCAUAGACCCCAGAAGUGUGGACUCAGCACUGUUGUUGAACGGCGAGUCAUGUCAUCAGAGGGGGUGAGGGAGGACUGGGCAGAGCCUGCCCCUCCCCCGGCCCCAGGGCCAGGAGUGAUUGGCAACUGGGGACAGGGACCCCGGGGAGCGGGGUGGGGGGGAGUCAGUACCCCCUCGAGCUGCUCGAGUGUUGUCCACUUUGAUGAUCAGUCAGUCGGUCUGCUGAUCGAUACUCAAUCCUUCGAUCUU
Messenger RNA from Eubalaena glacialis (North Atlantic right whale), 4529 nucleotides. It is a transcript of the gene PDE4A, whose product is annotated as phosphodiesterase 4A. The record is from RefSeq and is a predicted model, not a curated record. The transcript is spliced from 15 exons. Gene Ontology annotation, biological process: signal transduction. Lineage: Eukaryota; Metazoa; Chordata; Mammalia; Artiodactyla; Balaenidae. Gene Ontology annotation, cellular component: cytosol; perinuclear region of cytoplasm; nucleus. Bases 1 to 2613 code for a protein of 870 amino acids. Gene Ontology annotation, molecular function: 3',5'-cyclic-AMP phosphodiesterase activity.